Amborella trichopoda is the source of this 1637-nucleotide messenger RNA. RefSeq names its product purin 7 (gene PUR7). Gene Ontology annotation, cellular component: chloroplast stroma; cytoplasm. NCBI's taxonomy places the organism in Eukaryota, Viridiplantae, Streptophyta, Magnoliopsida, Amborellales, Amborellaceae. Gene Ontology annotation, molecular function: phosphoribosylaminoimidazolesuccinocarboxamide synthase activity. Gene Ontology annotation, biological process: 'de novo' IMP biosynthetic process. The record is from RefSeq and is a predicted model, not a curated record.
CUUUGAUCCCUGAGAGGGAAGCAUGUGCCUCGAAGGAAAGAGCAUGUUAUUGGAAAGAGAUCACAGGGGAGGGUAGGCGACUAGACGAGAGAUUUACAGCAGAGCAGAAUUAGAAUGAAGGAAAUUGUGAUUAAGAGAAAUAAAGAUUAGCGUAACUCGCAUUUUUCAACCCUUAAAUAGGUUGAUCGGACGGCUCUAGCUCUACUGGUGUAUAAACUCUGUACUUAUAAUAUACAGGAUUCAGCAAACGCUGUGAGCUCCACCGAAAUGGCUGCCUCUCACGCUGCCAUUGAUACCCAAAGGUUAUUGAAAUCCUCUGUUUUGCCAUCUCCCUCUCUAAAAUCUCAUCCUCAAACUAGUAGAAUUUGUACACCAAAACUACUGUCUUUCCCUUAUGCAAUUUCCAGUCGAUCAGUUGAUGUUAGAAGCAGCAAUCGCAGAGAUGAUGUUCUUGACGCCAUUAAACGCUCCUUAUCAACAUGCCUUUCAGAAACUCACCUCCAAAAGACAGUUCCUGGUCUCAAGACCAAGACCAGAGGCAAGGUGAGGGAUGUUUAUGAUGGCGGGGACUAUCUUGUUUUGGUCACAACUGAUAGGCAAAGUGCUUUCGAUAGAGUAUUGGCCUCCAUUCCUUUCAAAGGCCAGGUUCUUAAUGAGACAAGUACAUGGUGGUUUGAUAGGACUCAGCACAUCGUCCAAAAUGCUGUUAUAUCUGUCCCAGAUGAGAAUGUUACCAUUGCAAAAAAGUGUUCAGUUUUCCCAGUGGAGUUUGUUGUUAGAGGUUUUGUGACUGGAAGCACUGACACCUCUCUGUGGAUGGUCUACAGCAAAGGCAUUAGACAUUAUUGUGGCAAUGUUCUUCUAGAUGGUUUGGUGAAGAAUCAAAAGCUUGCUACAAAUAUACUCACUCCCACUACGAAGGGGAUUGAUCAUGAUAUCCCAGUAACUCCCGACCAGAUAAUUGGACAAGGGCUGAUGACAAAAGAUGAAUUCGAUGAAGCUAGUCACAAAGCCUUACAAUUAUUUGAAUAUGGACAGCAUGUGGCGUUGGAGCAUGGUCUCAUAUUAGUAGAUACAAAGUACGAAUUUGGGAAGGAUUCUGAUGGAUCACUAUGUUUGAUUGAUGAGGUGCACACACCAGAUUCAAGCAGAUACUGGAUAGCCCAUUCAUAUGAGGAGCGCAUCAAGAAUGGUCUUGAACCUGAGAAUGUUGAUAAGGAGUUUUUGAGGCUGUGGUUUAAGGAUCAUUGCAAUCCAUAUGAAGAUAAGGUCCUACCAGUUGCUCCAGAGGAACUUGUUUGUGAACUAGCCUGGCGGUAUAUAUUCUUAUUCGAAACAAUCACAAGGACACAGUUCAAGGUGCCACAGCUAGAGGAGCCCAUACAUGAUCGGAUAUCACGAAAUGUUUCACAAGAACUGUUGGAGUUGCGGCAGUAAAGGUUUUAACAGGAGCCAAGUAUGUAAUAGUUUUGGUUUCUACAAAAAUAAGGGCAAGUGUUCACAAUGAUUAGGGGAAAAAAAAAAGUAAAUCGGAAAAUUUUUGGGAUGACAUUGUUUUUGGGAUAACAUGUCCGUAACUUUCAUAAUCUAUUUAUUUGUGUAAAACGUUUCACAUUAUAUCUAUUCAUUUGGGAAAA